AUGGAUCCAUCCAUCCAUCCAUGUAUCAAUAUUCAUUCACCUAUCAAUAUCCGAGAUUCCAACAACAAUCAUUCAAUUACACUUGGCCACCAGGCACCAGCCAACAACAGUCAACACUCCCCAUCACCUAUCCAACUUCAUCCCAACCCAGGUGAUCCCACUCAACAGAUGGCUCUGAUACUUCUGUUUCUGCUGGCUGAUGCCUCCUUCCUAUGGUUAUCCCUUCUGCUGCCUGGUCAACCAUUCACCACAUCCAACCUCACAUAA
Penicillium malachiteum is the source of this 267-nucleotide messenger RNA. RefSeq lists its product as uncharacterized. The record is from RefSeq and is a predicted model, not a curated record. Lineage: Eukaryota; Fungi; Ascomycota; Eurotiomycetes; Eurotiales; Aspergillaceae. Bases 1 to 267 code for a protein of 88 amino acids. The transcript has 2 exons.